Molecule: messenger RNA, 1164 nt
Organism: Aspergillus calidoustus
Lineage: Eukaryota; Fungi; Ascomycota; Eurotiomycetes; Eurotiales; Aspergillaceae
Source: the annotation of a GenBank genome assembly
AUGGCUAUAGAUAACUUGUGUCGCACCAUUACGAGAAUCGGAGUCAAGGUCAUGUCUUCGUCAAACUCCUCAGCUUCGAGAGAGGCCGGAAAGGAAAAGACUCCAGAGGCGAACAAUGCUGAUCCAAUCGACUCAGAUGGAAUCACGUACCCCGAAGGCGGGUGGGUUGCAUGGGGAGUCGUGCUGGAAAGCUCUAUUCGGCUCCAUGUCCCUCAUGAACAACAUCGGGACAUGGCAAGCCUCCUGGUACGAAAUCAGCUUAGCGACCACAGCUCAACCGCAGUAGGCUGGGUCUUUGGCAUCUACAACGGCUUGACCUUUCUUCUGGGCGUCCAAACGCGCCCGAUAUUCGACGCAAGAGGCCCAAGGCUCCUGAUAGCAUGCAGAGGAGUCCUGACAGUCCUUUACCUGAUGCUUCUGGGGGUCCUCUCCCUGGUCUUCGGCCCCGCCAUCGCCAUCGUCGCCCACUACUUCAAUAAGAGACGCGCACUCGCCACGGGGAUCGCCUCAUUCGGCGGCGCAGUUGGCGGUAUCCUCGUCCCUCUGAUGUUGCAGAGACUGUUGCAGAUGGUUGGUUGGGCCUGGACAACUCGCAUUACAGGCCUAGUCUUCAUCCUUACAUUCUCACUAGGCGUCCUGCUCACCCGGCCGCGGUUCCCCGCGAAACUACUCGCCUUUGCCAUAGUAACCCCAGAUAUAACCAUCUUCCGCCACGGGGGCAUCGUCCUUACCAGCUUGGGCGUCGUCUUCCUCGAAUGGGGCUUGUUCAUCCCCGUAGCAUAUCUAGCCUCGUUUGCGCUCGACGACGGCCUCUCGACGCGCUUCACAUACACGCUACUCGCCCUCGUGAACGCGGGGGGCGUCUUCGGCCGCUGGCCCCCGGGGUACUUUGUGGAUAGGGUGGGUGGGUUCAACGUGCUCAUCCUUACCGUGCUCGGCUGCUUCGUCACGCUGCUGUGUUUCAGGCUCCCGGUUCCGACAGCGACGUCGGGCGAGCUACCGCUUCAUUUCUCUUCGCGGUGGUGUUCAGCUUCUUUAACGGGGGGAAUCUUAGUCUUGCGCCUGUUUGCGUGGGCCAGCUAUCAUGAGUUCUGUUCUUUCUGUCUGUCUUAUGUUCUCCGGCACGGCACUGGGUGGGAGGAUUCUUGCGGCGUCUGGAAAUGA